Colletotrichum spaethianum is the source of this 366-nucleotide messenger RNA. RefSeq lists its product as uncharacterized. The record is from RefSeq and is a predicted model, not a curated record. The transcript has a single exon. Lineage: Eukaryota; Fungi; Ascomycota; Sordariomycetes; Glomerellales; Glomerellaceae. Bases 1 to 366 code for a protein of 121 amino acids.
AUGUCCGACGCCCGCUCCGCUGCGUCAACGUUUAACAACUUCCGCCAGCGGCAUGGAGAACAGGUGGCUGCCGGGGUCAAGAGCGCGAACAAUCUGAAUCAGAAAUACGCCAUCUCCGAUAAGGUCGGAAAAUACGCUGGACAGGUUGGCCAACAGCAGGAGGGAACCACAGGUAACGCCGGCGCGGCGCCGAGCCCGCUGUCGCCUCCGCCCGGGCUAGUAAACGCAAUCGGGAAGAAGAAGCCGCCUCCUCCCCCGCCAAAGAAGAAACCCCAGCUGAGCAGCGCACCCGCUCCGCCAGCACCAGGACCGGGUGACAAUGAUGAACCCCCUCCGAUCCCCUUGGCAACGAAACCGACGUUUUGA